Mus musculus (house mouse) is the source of this 1106-nucleotide messenger RNA. It is a transcript of the gene Upk3a, whose product is annotated as uroplakin 3A. NCBI's taxonomy places the organism in Eukaryota, Metazoa, Chordata, Mammalia, Rodentia, Muridae. The record is from RefSeq and is marked validated. Gene Ontology annotation, cellular component: endoplasmic reticulum membrane. Bases 80 to 943 code for a protein of 287 amino acids. The transcript is spliced from 6 exons. Gene Ontology annotation, biological process: epithelial cell differentiation.
CUGGUGACAGGUGAGCGGAGCUGCAGGGAGCAGGUGCGCGUUCUCAGGCAGAGUGCAUCGCGAAGGCUCAUCUCGGGCGAUGCUCCUGCUCUGGGCCCUGCUGGCUCUCGGAUGCCUGCGGUGUGGCUGGACUGUGAACCUCCAGCCCCAACUGGCCAGUGUGACCUUUGCCACCAACAACCCUACCCUCACCACCGUGGCCUUGGAGAAGCCUCUGUGCAUGUUUGAUAGCUCAGAGCCACUCAGCGGCUCUUACGAGGUUUACCUCUAUGCUAUGGUCGACUCAGCCAUGUCCAGGAAUGUGUCUGUACAGGACAGCGCUGGCGUCCCACUGAGCACCACUUUCCGGCAAACCCAGGGUGGGAGGUCAGGCCCCUAUAAAGCUGCGGCCUUUGACCUGACCCCUUGUGGUGACUUGCCCAGCCUGGAUGCUGUUGGAGAUGUGACCCAGGCCUCAGAGAUCCUGAACGCAUACCUAGUCAGGGUGGGCAACAACGGGACCUGUUUUUGGGACCCCAACUUCCAGGGCCUCUGCAACCCACCCCUGACAGCGGCCACUGAGUACAGAUUCAAGUAUGUCCUGGUCAACAUGUCCACAGGCUUGGUGCAGGACCAGACACUAUGGUCAGAUCCCAUCUGGACCAACCGGCCCAUCCCCUACUCGGCCAUCGACACGUGGCCCGGCCGGCGGAGUGGAGGCAUGAUUGUCAUCACGUCCAUUCUGGGCUCCCUGCCCUUCUUCCUGCUCGUGGGUUUCGCUGGAGCCAUCAUCCUCAGCUUUGUGGACAUGGGCAGUUCUGAUGGGGAAAUGACACACGACUCACAGAUCACCCAGGAGGCUGUUCCCAAGACCCUGGGGACUUCUGAGCCUUCCUACUCAUCUGUGAACCGGGGCCCACCCCUAGACAGAGCAGAGGUGUUCUCCAGCAAGCUUCAAGACUGAAACAAGCCAAGCCCCGGCACCAAGCCAUGGCCACUUUUCAACUUGGCCCUGUGGUUGGCAGUGAUGGUGUUUAUGCUCUGACUGGACCAGAUGUGAAACAUGACAUCUUGGUCCAACCUCAUGAAAAAGCUAAAUAAAAUCUUAAGUGUUAAUGUCCAGAGUG